This is a messenger RNA of Prunus armeniaca (apricot), 531 nucleotides long. NCBI's taxonomy places the organism in Eukaryota, Viridiplantae, Streptophyta, Magnoliopsida, Rosales, Rosaceae. The record is from the annotation of a GenBank genome assembly.
AUGGCUGCUUCUAGUUCCAUGUUGUCUAAUCUAAAAAAAUUUAAGCUCUAUAAGCCUCGUGAAAACCAAUCAGCGUUCGAUACAUAUAUGCAUAUAGAGAAAUUCCCUAAGGGUAUUAGGAAAUAUAUUAUUCACCAGACUGAAGUUCUUCCGGAUGGUAACUGUGGAUAUAGAAUCAGAACUAUGGCAAUAGGAUUUGAUCAUAAUGAAUGGCGUAGGGUACGCAAGGAUUUGUUGCAGCAACUACAUGAUAUGUCUUAUGUUUUUAAGAAGUGUAUUCGGGAACAUAAAUGGUACAACGAGAUUGAGCGAGCACUAAAUUAUUUUGGUGAUGGAUUUGCACCAUUCUUUUAUUGGAUGACCAUGCCUGAUAUGGGGCAUAUUAUUGCCACAUGUUAUAAUGUGGUUUUAAUCCUUCUAAGCAUGCGUCAAUGCCUUACAUUUCUUCCUUUCUCAGUUCAAUCAAGUGAAACCAAGCUACGUGAGAUUGCCAUUGGUUUUGUUGACGAUGAUCACUAUGUCCAUAUAUGA